Molecule: messenger RNA, 2934 nt
Organism: Paracoccidioides lutzii Pb01
Product: mechanosensitive ion channel family
Exons: 2
Coding region: 1-2934 (977 amino acids)
Biological process (GO): calcium ion transmembrane transport; intracellular calcium ion homeostasis
Cellular component (GO): membrane
Molecular function (GO): calcium channel activity; calcium ion binding
Source: RefSeq, a predicted model, not a curated record
AUGUCCGCGCCAGUUGAUGACUCCUCGGAACCGAAACCACUCAAUGAGAAGACGGACAGAUAUAAUUCCAGCUCCUCAGAGGACGGUACAGUGGUGAACGAUGGAUCAUAUCCUCCAAAACAAACGAACGCGGCAGUUAAUGUAGCAAUGGAGGAAGAGCCGCAUUCUCCCUGCCGUUCCCCGUCGCAGCACAGGGAGAUUGCUAGUCGUCUAGAUGAUGAAUUGGCUAUGAUGGAGGCAGAGCGUGUCGUGUCGUCACUCGAUAGAAAGUUAUCUACGCAUGAGAAAAUUGGCCGUUCCAUGUCCUUACCGCGCAGCCGCUCGAGGCGCUCUGAACCUGUCGACGAAUUCGAAGCGGCAACAAACCCGCUGCAUGAACAGGCUGCCAUUUUCAACCCACCCGAGAACCCAACAACAAGCUUGGCCAAGUGCUUCAAAAAGAUUCAUGAAUCCAGUUUCUUGGUUCGCUAUUUCACUUAUAUUACUCCACUGGUUUUGAUCCUUCUCAUUCCACUAUUGGCUGGCUUAUUUGCCUUUCCAAAUGCAAAUGUUGGUGGUGUACAGCUACUAUGGUUCUCCGUGUGGUUGGAGAUUGUCUGGCUCACCCUCUGGGCUGGUCGCAUCGUUGCCAAAUGCCUCCCUAUCCCCAUGAGCCUGAUAGCGAGUAUACUCACCAACAAUGCAAAGAAGUGGCGUGAUUUGGGGAAGCAGCUUGAACUUCCCGCAACUCUUUUCUUCUGGUGGCUCGGAAUUGAGGUAUCCUUUUUGCCAACUAUGACAAACCACCAUAUCGACGGGAAUCGUGCUACCAGAUCAUGGGAGGUUGUCGUCAAUAAAAUCAUUGUUUCCAUUUUUGUGGGCGCAACUGUCAACUUUAUUGAGAAGAUUAUCAUCCAGCUGAUAGCCAUAAGCUUCCAUCUUCGCACGUAUGCGGAUCGCAUUGAGAUUAACAAAUUCCAGAUCGGAAGCUUGGCCAAGUUAUAUGCCUAUUCCAGGGAAAAAAUUACAUUGCAAGAUCGCGACUUUGAAGAAUCUCCGCCGCAGAGCUCUGGCACGCGGACUCCCAUGCAAUAUGCUGGAGUCGCACAACGGGUUGCGCGAUCAGCCUUAAACCGGGUCGGGGACGUCGCCGGAGCAGUUGCCGGCGAUUUCAUAGGGAAGAAGGUUGCUAAAAGUUACCAUCCUCACCAAGUCGUGCUGAAUCUCCUAAGCACAACAUCCGGCAGCCAGGUUCUUGCCCGCCGCCUAUACCGGACUUUUGUCCGCGAAGGAUUUGAGACCAUCUUCUCAGGGGAUCUAAAGGCAGCAUUUGAAAAUGGAGACGAGGCAGAGGCCGCUUUUACCAUGUUUGACAAGGAUAUGAAUGGCGACAUUUCCAUGGAGGAACUGGAGGCUGUCUGUGUUGAAAUCGGCAGGGAACGCAAGUCCAUCACUGCCUCACUAAAGGAUCUCGACUCCGUCGUUUCCAAGCUUGAUAAUGUCUUGGCCUUCAUCGUUGUUGUUGUUACUAUUCUUGUGUUUUUGUCUCUGAUUUCUCCGUCCACUGCUGGUGUCUUGACUUCCGCUGGUUCUACGUUACUAGCACUCUCCUGGCUGUUUUCUGCUACAGCCCAGGAGUUCUUGCAGGCAAGUAUUAUUCCAUCACAAUCAAUCGUAUUCGUCUUCAUCAAGCAUCCGUUUGACGUGGGAGAUCGAGUCUCAAUCUACGGAAAUACCGGCGCAGCUUUAACCGGUGACGACUAUUUCGUGAAAGAAAUUGCUCUGCUUUAUACGGAAUUUAAGAAGAUGGAAGGACAUGUGGUGCAGGCACCUAACAGCUAUCUCAACACGCUUUUUAUAUUAAACCAACGGCGAAGUGGGGCCCUGGCAGAGGCCGUCCCCAUCGUCAUCAAGUUCGGAACCACACUUGAGCAGAUUGAUGCCCUACGUCUACGGCUCACGGAGUUCGUCCGCUCUGAGAACCGCGAGUAUCAGGGUAAAAUUCUCACUGAGUUGCGACAGGUGACUGAGAACUUCUCCAUCACCCUCAACGUUGUCUUCUUCUAUAAAUCGAACUGGCAAAACGAACUGCUUCGUCUGCAACGUCGCAACAAGUUCAUCUGCACUCUUAUGCUCGUUCUACAGGAAGUCGGCAUUGAAGGACCGCGCAUGAACAUGAUUGGCGCGAGGCAAGAACUGCCCUAUCACAUUUCCCACCAAGGCGCUCCACCCGCAUAUACAAACGGAAGAGGCCCCGAUUCGUCCAUGCCCGAUGAACCGACCGACCCACAGCUAGUGGCCGAAUCCCGCGACGCCUUAGGAGACCUGGGCCAUGCUCAUUCCACCGGCCUGAACAGACAUGCAUCCAUCCUCCGCCGCCGUUCCUCCACAACCAUGAAUUCCCGCGCCAGACAAGGAUCCCUUUCCAAACGCGUCGACUUCUCCUUAGGCAUGAGCGAACUCAGUGCGGAAGACUCCAUGUCAGACGUCCACACCGACCGCCGGCAUCCAAAAGUCAACGACAUAAUCCGCAACGCGAACCGCGAAUCUGCAGAGCGCCGCCGGAAAGAGCAAGAAGAAGCCGAAGCGCAACGCCGCGUUUCUGAGCUGGAAGAGUCCCGCUCCCGCAGUUCGGUGGAUUCACAUCCGUCACGUCUCGUUGCCUCCGCGGGCCUUCCACCCACGCACGGUAGCCUGUCGUCCCCUAUCCACCGUGAACGUUUCUUCUCACGCCUGGGUUCACGUUCUUCCAGGAAAGGGAAGUCAAGUGUCCGUAACAAGGACCCUGUGACGGCCGACACGGAGCUGAUGGAGCAAGGACGCUACACGGGACUGAGUUAUUUCCCUUCGCAUGAUCCGCUAGAUCCCCAAUCGGGUAGCGAUUCGACCCCCGCUGGACAGGAUGAUAAUCUUUUAAAUCACCCACCUUCGCCGGGUACAGGUGAUAGGAGGUAG